Antechinus flavipes (yellow-footed antechinus) is the source of this 10769-nucleotide messenger RNA. It is a transcript of the gene ASCC3, whose product is annotated as activating signal cointegrator 1 complex subunit 3. Gene Ontology annotation, molecular function: ATP hydrolysis activity; ATP binding; nucleic acid binding. NCBI's taxonomy places the organism in Eukaryota, Metazoa, Chordata, Mammalia, Dasyuromorphia, Dasyuridae. The record is from RefSeq and is a predicted model, not a curated record.
AUGAAACGAUCCAAACUUCAGAAACAAAUUUCAGAUUUAGGACUGACAUGGAAUAAAAUUGUAAAAUUUGUGGAUGACAAUCUGGAGAAGAAGGAAGUACAAAUUGUAAAUGAAGACUUAAAAGAUAUAUUACGAGCAGCAAAGCAGAUUGUUGGAACAGACAAUGGACAGGAAGCAAUAGAAAGUGGAGCUGCAUUUCUUUUUAAGACAUUUCACUUGAAGGAUUGUGUUGGUCAUAAUGAAACAAAAGCUCUUAAUCAGAUGUUUGGUCCCUUUCCAUCAUCAUCUGCUACUGCAGCUUGUAACGCCACUUGUCGGGUUGCAUCCCAUUUUACUGAAGAUCAUCUUACAGCACUUGUCCAAAGGACAGAAGAACAAAAUAGUAACAGAGUUUUAUUUGGAAAAAAUAUAGUGUUUUCAUUUGACAUGCAUGAUUUAGAUCACUUUGAAGAAUUACCAAUAAAUGGUGAAGCUGAUGCUCAGAAAAAUAUAAGCCUUAAUUAUGAGAACUUUAUAAAUAAUCCUUUAGAACAUUUCCAAGAGAUAUCCUCAGAUUUCAAGCCUGUGGAAAAAAAUAAUAGUUCUUUUUUAUGGUAUGAAGUUGAAAAGUAUUUCAAUGAAACUUUGAAGGGAACUGCUGAAGCACCAAGAAUAGAAGAUCUUUGCUGUACUUUGUAUGAUAUGCUUGCCUCUGUUAAAAGUGGUGAUGAACUUCAGAAUGAGUUAUUUGAACUGCUAGGACCUGAGGGUUUUGAACUUAUUGAGAAGCUCCUCCAAAACAGAGUUAUAAUUGUGGAUAGAUUUCUUUCAUCAAAUGAUCAUAAAUUGCAAGCUCUUCAAGACAAUUGUAAAAAAUUUUCUGCAGAAAAUGCUAAACCUAAUUAUGGUUGUCAAGUCACUAUUCAAUCAGAACAAGAAAAGCAGUUAAUGAAGCAGCAUCGUCGGGAAGAAAAACGAAUUGCCAGAAGAGAAAAAAGAGCAGGAGAAGAUGGAGAAAUUGGAGGGGAAGGGCUAAUGUGCUUUGAUCCUAAGGAGUUGAGGAGACAGAGGGAGAUAGCACUUAUGAAUGCUCGAAGUGUGUCAGUUCUGAACAGACAGAGAGAUGCAGAUAUUGAAAAAAUUCAUUAUCCACAUGUCUAUGAUUCCCAAGCUGAAGCCAUGAAAACAUCAGCAUUCAUUGGAGGUGCAAAGAUGCUUUUACCAGAAGGGAUUCAAAGGGAGAACAAUAAAAUGUAUGAAGAAAUAAAAAUUCCCCACAGUGAACCAAUGCCAAUAGGCUUUGAGGAAAAACCAGUUUUUAUUAAAGACUUAGAUGAGAUUGGUCAACUGGCUUUUAAGGGAGUUAAAAGACUCAAUCGGAUCCAGUCAAUAGUCUUUGAGACAGCUUACAACACAAAUGAAAACAUGCUGAUUUGUGCACCCACUGGAGCUGGGAAGACUAAUAUUGCUAUGCUUACAGUCUUGCAUGAAAUUCGACAACAUGUUCAACAAGGUGUUAUCAGAAAGGAUGAGUUUAAGAUCGUAUAUGUUGCACCAAUGAAGGCUUUGGCAGCUGAAAUGACAAAUUACUUCAGCAAGCGUCUGGAACCAUUGGGCAUCACAGUGAAAGAGCUGACUGGUGACAUGCAGUUGUCCAAAGGUGAAAUCUUGCGAACACAGAUGCUUGUUACUACACCUGAAAAAUGGGAUGUAGUAACACGAAAGAGUGUUGGAGAUGUAGCCCUUUCCCAGCUUGUAAAGCUCCUAAUUCUUGAUGAAGUUCAUCUGUUGCAUGAAGAUAGAGGACCUGUAUUGGAAAGUCUAGUUGCACGAACUUUACGACAGGUUGAAUCUACACAGAGCAUGAUAAGGAUUUUGGGACUUUCUGCUACAUUACCCAACUACCUUGAUGUUGCUACUUUUUUGCAUGUCAAUCCUUAUAUUGGACUUUUCUACUUUGAUGGCCGUUUUAGGCCAGUACCUCUUGGACAGACAUUUUUGGGAAUUAAGACAACAAAUAAGGUGCAACAGUUGAAUAACAUGGAUGAAGUAUGCUAUGAAAAUGUUUUGAAACAGAUAACAGCUGGACACCAGGUGAUGGUUUUUGUGCAUGCUCGAAAUGCCACUGUACGAACAGCUAUGGCUUUAAGAGAAAAAGCUAAAAAUAAUGGCCACAUUUGCUAUUUUUUGCCAAACCAAGGACCGGAAUAUGGACAUGCUGAAAAACAGGUGCAAAAGUCAAGAAAUAAGCAGUUGCGAGAAAUGUUUCCAGAUGGCUUUAGUAUUCAUCAUGCUGGAAUGCUUCGACAGGACAGAAGUUUAGUUGAAAACCUGUUUUCUCAUGGACAUAUCAAAGUUUUAGUUUGUACAGCUACAUUAGCAUGGGGUGUCAAUCUCCCUGCUCAUGCUGUUAUCAUUAAGGGAACACAAAUAUAUGCUGCAAAAAGAGGUUCCUUUGUUGACCUUGGAAUUUUAGAUGUCAUGCAGAUAUUUGGUCGAGCUGGAAGGCCACAGUUUGAUAAAUUUGGGGAAGGCAUAAUCAUAACAACUCAUGAUAAACUCAGCCAUUACCUGACCCUACUUACUCAACAGAAUCCAAUUGAAAGCCAGUUUUUGGAAAGCCUUGCAGAUAAUCUGAAUGCAGAGAUUGCUCUGGGAACAGUUACUAAUGUGGAAGAAGCAGUGAAGUGGAUAAGUUAUACUUAUCUUUAUGUACGGAUGAGAGCAAAUCCAUUAGUAUAUGGCAUCAGUCACAAAGCCUAUCAGAUGGAUCCAACAUUAGAGAAACAUCGAGAACAGUUAGUCAUUGAAGUUGGACGAAAAUUGGACAAGGCCCGCAUGAUUCGUUUUGAAGAACGGACUGGAUAUUUUUCUUCAACAGAUUUGGGCAGGACUGCCAGCCACUACUAUAUUAAAUACAACACCAUUGAGACCUUCAAUGAACUCUUUGAUGCACAUAAAACAGAAGGAGAUAUCCUUGCUAUAGUGUCUAAAGCUGAAGAAUUUGAGCAAAUUAAGGUCAGAGAAGAGGAAAUAGAGGAGUUAGAUGUUUUAUUGAAUAAUUUCUGUGAACUCUCUGCUCCUGGAGGUGUAGAAAAUAGUUAUGGAAAAAUAAAUAUCCUUCUUCAAACAUAUAUAAGCCGAGGAGAGAUGGAUAGUUUUUCCCUGAUAUCAGAUUCUGCUUAUGUUGCCCAGAAUGCAGCUAGAAUUGUGCGUGCCCUUUUUGAAGUUGCUCUCAGGAAACGGUGGCCUGCCAUGACUUAUCGGCUUUUGAACCUCAGCAAAGUCAUUGACAAGCGAUUGUGGGGUUGGGCUAGCCCUCUGAGACAAUUUUCAGUGUUACCACCAUCUGUCCUUACAAAAUUAGAAGAAAAGAAACUUACUAUAGAUAAGUUGAAAGACAUGAGGAAAGAUGAAAUAGGUCACAUGCUGCAUCAUGUGAAUAUUGGACUAAAGGUCAAACAAUGUGUCCAUCAGAUUCCAUCCAUUACACUGGAAGCAACUAUCCAACCCAUUACACGCACUGUACUCCGAGUGAGGCUGAACAUCUGUCCUGACUUUAAGUGGAAUGAUCAGGUACAUGGUACAGUUGGAGAACCCUGGUGGAUAUGGGUAGAAGAUCCCACAAAUGAUCAUAUUUAUCAUUCUGAAUAUUUUCUUAUUCAAAAAAAGCAGGUCAUUGCAAAAGAAUCUCAAUUAUUGGUAUUUACAAUUCCUAUAUUUGAACCUUUGCCUUCUCAAUACUACAUUCGAGCUGUUUCUGACAGAUGGUUAGGAGCAGAGGCUGUAUGUAUCAUCAACUUUCAGCAUUUGAUUCUACCAGAGAGACAUCCUCCUCAUACAGAAUUGCUGGAUCUUCAACCAUUACCUGUCACAGCUUUGGGAUGCCGGAAAUAUGAAUCCUUAUACAACUUCACCCACUUCAAUCCUGUACAGACCCAAAUAUUUCACACACUCUAUCACACAGACUGUAAUGUACUACUUGGAGCACCCACUGGCUCAGGAAAGACUGUAGCUGCUGAAUUAGCCAUCUUCAGAAUCUUUAACAAGUAUCCCUCAUCAAAGGCAGUAUAUAUUGCACCCCUGAAAGCUCUAGUACGUGAAAGAAUGGAAGAUUGGAAAGUUAGAAUAGAAGAAAAACUUGGCAAAAGAGUCAUUGAGCUAACAGGAGAUGUGACUCCUGAUAUGAAAUCCAUUGCCAAAGCUGACCUUAUUGUUACUACACCAGAAAAGUGGGAUGGAAUCAGCAGAAGCUGGCAGAACAGGAGCUAUGUUAAAAAAGUCGCCAUUCUCAUUAUAGAUGAGAUCCAUUUGUUAGGGGACGAAAGAGGCCCAGUUUUAGAGGUUAUUGUAUCUCGAACUAACUUCAUCUCUUCUCACACGGAAAAGCCUGUUAGAGUAGUUGGAUUGUCUACUGCCUUAGCUAAUGCCAGAGACCUUGCUGACUGGCUCAAUAUAAAUCAGAUGGGUUUGUUCAACUUCAGACCAUCGGUUCGUCCAGUUCCCCUGGAAGUUCAUAUUCAUGGUUUCCCAGGUCAACAUUACUGUCCUCGUAUGGCUAGUAUGAAUAAACCUGCUUUUCAGGCAAUUAGAAGUCAUUCACCAGCUAAACCUGUUCUGAUAUUCGUAUCAUCCCGACGUCAAACUCGUCUUACAGCAUUAGAAUUGAUAGCUUUUCUGGCUACUGAAGAUGAUCCUAAACAGUGGUUGAACAUGGAUGAAAGAGAGAUGAAUGACAUCAUUGGAACAAUAAGAGAUUCAAACCUAAAAUUGACCCUUGCAUUUGGAAUAGGAAUGCAUCAUGCUGGACUGCAUGAAAGAGAUCGAAAAACAGUGGAAGAAUUAUUUGUAAACUGUAAAAUCCAGGUCCUUAUUGCUACAAGCACAUUAGCAUGGGGUGUAAAUUUCCCAGCUCAUUUAGUAAUUGUUAAGGGAACAGAAUAUUAUGAUGGAAAAACAAGACGCUAUGUGGAUUUUCCCAUUACAGAUGUACUUCAAAUGAUGGGACGUGCUGGUAGACCUCAAUUUGAUGACCAAGGCAAAGCUGUAAUCUUGGUUCAUGACAUAAAGAAAGACUUCUAUAAAAAGUUUCUUUAUGAACCAUUCCCAGUAGAAUCAAGCUUACUAGAUGUGCUUUCUGAUCAUCUGAAUGCUGAGAUUGCUGCUGGUACAAUAACAUCCAAGCAGGAUGCAAUGGAUUACAUUACCUGGACUUAUUUUUUCCGUCGACUUAUCAUGAACCCCAGUUACUAUAACCUGGAUGAUGUGAGCCAUGAGUCCAUGAACAAGUUCCUUUCAAACCUUGUGGAGAAAGCCCUCAUUGAGUUGGAAUAUUCCUAUUGUAUUGAAAUUGGAGAGGAUAAUCGUAGCAUUGAGCCACUUACAUUUGGCCGAAUUGCAUCCUAUUAUUAUUUGAAGCACCCAACUGUCAGAAUGUUUAAGGAUCGUUUGAAACCUGAAUGCAGUGUGGAGGAUUUGCUUUCAGUUCUGACUGAUGCUGAAGAAUAUGCAGAUCUGCCAGUAAGGCACAAUGAAGAUCAGAUGAACAGUGAACUGGCAAGGAAUCUCCCCAUUGAAGUAAAUCCUCAUUCAUUUGACAAUUCCCAUACAAAAUCACAUCUCCUUCUUCAAGCUCAUUUCAGUAGAGCUAUGUUACCAUGCCCAGAUUAUGGCACCGACACUAAAACGGUAUUGGACCAAGCUGUCAGAGUAUGUCAGGCAAUGUUGGAUGUUGCAGCAAACCAAGGCUGGUUGGUAACUGCCCUGAAUAUUACCAGUCUGAUUCAGAUGGUAAUCCAGGGUCGAUGGAUAAAUGACUCUUCUCUUCUUACACUGCCAAACAUAGAGCAGCACCAUCUUCAUCUUUUCAGGAAAUGGAACCAAGGAAAAAGAAAAGGUCCACCUGGAGGUUAUCAAGGUCCCAUCGAGUGCCUUCCUGAAUUAAUUGCUGCUUGUGAAGGGAAAGAGAAAAUAUUCAAUUCCAUUGUAAAUGGAGAACUUCAAACUACAUAUGUUACACAGGCUUGGAAUUUCUUGUCUCAUUUGCCAGUGAUAGAUGUUGACUUGAGCAUUAAAGGCUCGUGGGAUUCAGCUGAGGGACAGAAUGAACUGUGUAUCCCAACUUUGGCAACAGAUGGACGAGAUGACAAAAAAUGGAUCAAGUUACAUGCUGAUCAAGAGUAUGUGCUUCAGGUCAACUUGCAGAGAGUCCACAUGGGGUACCAGAAGGGAAAGCAAGAUAGCAAAGCUAUUGCUCCUAGAUUUCCCAAAUCCAAGGAUGAAGGGUGGUUUUUGAUAUUGGGAGAGAUAGAUAAAAAAGAACUUGUUGCUUUGAAAAGAGUGGGGUAUAUCAGAAAUCGGAAUUCUAUCUCGGUUGCUUUUUAUACUCCUGAAGUAUCUGGAAGGUAUAUCUACACACUUUAUCUCAUGAGUGACAGCUAUCUUGGCAUGGACCAGCAGUAUGACAUUUAUCUGAAUAUCAUCCCAGCAAGUAUUUCAGCAGAGGUCAACACCAAGGUCUCUGAUGCCUUGACUGACCUGGCUAUGAAGUAACCCCGACCUGAACAAUACAUUUGAAAGAAAUGGUUGUGAAAUCUGGCCAUUCAGUCUUCCAGACAACACUGAAAUUACUUGAUGUUUGCCUUAGUGGAAUCAACUUCUAACCUCAAGACACCUUGGAAAAUUGAAAAGUGGCUGCUGUAUUGACUCUUGUAACCUAGAGUUAGCCACAGUGGCCUUAUAAAGAGUUGCCUUUUGUCAUUUUUUCUCCAUUAGUUUCUUGAAGUAUAAAAUGAAUAAGCAUGUAGGAGAAUAUUUUAAUUUGUGUACAUUUAGAGUGGCAUUCUUUCUUUACAAAUUAAUCAUUAAUCUUUCACCAUUGUACAAGGUACUAUUUAUGCAAAUACUUGCUUUUUUUUUUUCCUAAUAAAAAUUACACUGAGGAAUGAAAAUUCUACUAUUAGGGAAUGUUACAACAGUUUACAACCCUAUAGUGUAAAAAGUAUGGGAUAAAUCUAUGAAAUAAUAUAAUUUAUACUUUUAAGUGUGAAUCCUACACAGCAGCCAUUAAGAAUUUAGCAUCCUUAUGAGUGUUAAUAAAAUCUGACACAACAAGUACACUAAGGAGUCUAAAUAAUGAUUAUCAAGUGAACAAAUUUUGUUCAUUUUGGAAACUGUAAACACUAUAACUGAUGAAAAUAAAAUGUUUAGAAUACUCUCUGUGACAAAUAUACUCAUUUACUUCUUCCCCUCAUAUGAUCUGUUUUUCUUUUCAUCAUCUUUUCUUUUAUUCUCUUCUUCUCCACUAUCAGAUAACCAUUCUCAUAAUGAGGAAACACUAGAAUUUUUAAUUUUUUCAAUAAUGCAUAACAAAUUAUAUUCUAUAUCCCUGUCUCUGUAUCUUUCUGUCCUUCAUAAUAUUGAAACACUUAUAAAAAUCUUUUAGCUCAUAAAAGUCAGUUUUUACUUCUGAGUCAUCAAAUUUUUCAUUUCCAAACAUUUCAUUCCCAAGAAAAACUUUUCUAAAAUUAAAAUUAAUAGGAAAAAUGAAAUAUUUAUUAAUAUUAUAAGUUUUAUUUGAAUAAAAAUAUAUUCUGUAGCUGAAAAAAACAGAGAAUUUUCAAAGUAAUCUUUGUCUUCUGUUUCAAAUUAAUUUAAAAGUACUUCUGAACUAGACAUUUACAUUCAGUCCUUGUUAUUCCAAAAAGAAACAAGGAAUUAGAUUUUUAAAUUUUCUGAAAUUAUUGUAAGACAAAGUAAAAUUGAUGGUUCAUUUGUUCUAUGUUAAUUCUGAUUUAACAUUUUUGUCAUUUUAUAGGCAAUUGUUGGACUUGGGGAGUAAAGGGCAUUGAAUCCCCAAUAUGAAGAUUAUAUGACCACACUUGAACAAGUAUUUAUGAAUUAUCUACUAUGCCACAGGACCCCUGCUGUACACUGGAGAUACAAAGACAAAAGCAAACCAUCCCCUCCCUCAAGAAACUUGUAGUUGUGAUAGUCUGAUUAAAAAAAAAAAAAAAAAACAAACUUAUCCACGAAGGAAGUUCAUUGUUUAAGUUUUAUAGCUUUUCCAUAUUGUUAGCAUUUUAAAAAUCAAAACAAACAAACAACUGUUUCCACAGACAUGCAUCUGAAACCCUAGGAUUUAAACAUUGACAUUGUGGAACUCAUCCCAGGAGUGACUAGGAAUAGGAGACAUGCUUAGAAGCAACCUUGAUAUGAUUCAAAGUGAGAUCAGUAAAAAUACACCCACAACUUAGCUAAAUUAAUGAGGCUUGGAGAAAUGAAAGAAUUCUUAUCAUAAUAACCUGGAAAGGGAAAGAAAUGAUCUUUUUUAAAAUUAUCAACCCUAAAGACAGUAUCUGCAUGGAAAUUAAGAUUCAGUAGAAUAUAAGUUUCUUGAGGACAGGCACUUUAAAAAAUGCCUUUGCUUUUGUAUCCCCAGUGCCUAACUGGCUGGCACAUCUCCAGUGCUUAAUAAAUGCUUUUUAAGUUUAACUAAAUUUAAACUAAGUACUACAGUCAGUCAUCAACAAAGGAAAGUACAUAUGGACAUAGAAGUGUAGUUUAUUCCAGUGAGUAACUCAAACUAGUUGUCUGUUAACUCUUCUCAUUCAUUAAUCAACAAAAGUUUUCGUGUUGAGUGCCGAUUGUAACAGCCCAUGUGUCAACAUAAUUAGAAUAGUGCUACUAUUUUCAGCACUGUAAAUCAUUAGCUUCUCAUCACUUAGUAGCCAAGAUUCCCACCAGUAUUCGAAGGUCUUUAUUUUCCUAUCAAAUAAGUAUCUUGAAGAGAAUCCUAAUUACCUAGAGAAGUUAAUUUUUCUGCGGGAGACCCCAGAGUGAUUUUACUUGAAAAAAUGAGUAUUUUGAAAGUUAUUUCAACAUACCCAUGUUUUAAAUCAGUCUGUGGUGAAGUUUCCAUCCAAAGCUUUAGACCCUAUAACUUUUCAUUUCAUGGUGCACUGUUUCUUAUUCAUCUGUAGUCUCUCAAAUCAGACUAGAGUAGUGCAGUACAGAUGUUCAAGCAGGGUUCAUUCAUUCAACAAAUAUUUGUUGCACAUAGUGAUAGAGUGAACUUCUGGAAUUAAUGAACGUGUUUGUCACUGAAGCCAAAUGUGAGUAAUUUAAGUAGCAGUAUAAACACAAGGACUCAAAUAAACUGUAACCUCUGUGUUCUUUUAAACUAUGGCACAGAAAAGACUUCUUCAUUCUUAUUCCCUGGGGGAAAGAGUGGGGCAUACACAAACACAUACACACACAUACCCCUACUGGGUUUUCAGAGAAACAAAAAAAGAAAGAGCUUAAACUUGGUUAAUGUUCUUCAUCAUAGAUUUGUUUUUACAUUAUCUGUCGAUUCAAUUCAGCAAACAUAAAUAAAUGUCUUUCUGGGUCCCCCCAAAAUUGUGCAGGGUGUGUUUAUACACAGUUCCUACCUUCUAAUAGCAACUUACGAAGUCAAGUGAUAACUUAUCAAAAGAUAAUAAUACAUACUAUAUUAUGGCCAUGCACAAAUGUAAGAUUCAAAUGCUUCUAAGAAAUUCUACGAAGUAGAAAUUGCUUCCUCUCUGAAACUAUAUAGUUUUGUUUUGUUUUGUUUUAAAAAGAAAUAUAGAUUGGUACAGGUGGAGGAAUCCCCCUAAGGUCUGUACUUUAAAAAAUAAAAUAAAAAAAAUUUGUGUAUAUGUACUUGAUUUAUUUUUCCACCUACAAGUUGUUUCCCUACCCAUCAGUAGGUUGUUAGCUUCUUGAGAGCAGGAACUGUCUUAUUUUUGUUCUUUUUAUCCUUAGUACUUAACAAAUACCUAUUUCUUUGACUUGUUGCAUAACUCCAAUUGUUUUGAAAUGAACUAGGGGACCAGUGCCUGAGUUUGUGGGUAGAUAUCUCAAACCCAGAGAUGAAGAAACAUCUUGGCCCAAGUAUUCAGUGUGAUUUGCAUAGAUCAUGGUUUCUCUUUACCAAAGAUUCAUAAUUUAAUUAUACUGUCAUUAAAAAGAUACGGGCCACUAAUCUAGGCCCUUUUGUUUUAAGCCUUUUAUAAUCCUUUAAUUCAAGGAAAGUCAAUGCAAGGUGAGGUAGUGAAUGGAGCUCUAGUCCUAGAAUCAGGAGAUCUGUAUUUGAAUUCUACAUUAGACAAAUUGCAAUGUCUCUGAGCCCAUUUUCUCAGCUAUAAAAUGGGAAUACUAGUACUGGUACCACCUACCUCAUAAGGUAAUGUAAGGAAAACAUUUUGAAAUCAUUAAAUUCUGAGUCAGAGAAUUUGAGAUUGAUGAUUAGGACUUCAUAAAAAACAAUGUUGGAAACCAGUUUCUAAUGGGGAUUCUCGUAGGGAUGAUUCUAUCAAGUUUUAUACCUGAAAUUGAGAUUUCAUAUCUAUAGUCACUGGUACACUUUAUGCCACUUUCCAAGAAUUAAAUGAUUGGUGAAUUUAAACCAUCAAAAGCCUCUGUCCAGCAUUCCACCUUGCAUUGAUUCUCCUCCCAUUAUUUUUCAUACUGUGUCUGAUGCAAUCUUAUUUGAAAAGCUUGAUAUUAUAAAAGACCUUUUGAUUUGUAACUGGAAAAAGAUUAAAACUCUUGGAAUGUCUAUCCAAAUUUUGACUUAAUCUGGCACUAGAACUAGAAUAGGUCAAGCAUUUGAGCCAAGAAAACCAUGUCUGAAUGAUUACUUAAUUUCUCGCUUUCAUUCUCCAGCAAGUCUGCAAAUUGAAGGUUAUAUUAAAAUAUAUUUGAAUCAAGGUCCAUCAAUAAUGCUGUGUCUGUAAAUAAACUUCAACUGUUUCAUUUUUAAGAGA